UUUUUCAAAGUGUUCCAAAAUGUUUGACGCAUUUAGUAGCUAUAGUGGGAUGUUGUUGAUUAUCAUAUUUUCAGCCGUAUUCGGAUUCAUUUAUCAGUUUGUGUUGCGAUCGUGGUUUUAUUUUAGUGAUCGAAAUGUGAAAUUUGUGCGAGGAAUGCCGUUAUUGGGCAGCACUUUUAAAUCGGUGAUUGGUUUGGAACCUUCAGCAAUUUCCUUCCGUCGAUUGUACGAGUAUUUUCCCAAGGAGAAAUUUAUUGGAAUAUAUGAUUUUGGUGGUCGUCCGUCCUAUUUAAUUCGUGAUCCGGAUUUGAUUAAACAGCUGAUUGUCACUGAUUGUGAUCAUUUUAUUAGCAAUAAAUUGGCAAUUAAAAACGAAAAUGAUUACUUUUCUCAAACUUUAUUCGGAAUGUGUGGUUCUUUAUUCGGAAAGUGGAGUGGAAUGGAAUAUACAACGAAUCUCCUUUUUUCCACCAACAAAAUGCCAAUGAUGCAUGAAUUGAUGGUUAAAAUAACUGAACAAUUUAUUGAAACGCUUAAAAGAACCGACAAAAUUGCCAAAAUAUUUGACUCUCGUGAUCUGUUUACGCGAUACACAAAUGAUAUCAUAGCCAAAACUGCAUUUGAUGUUGAAAUGAAUUCAUUGAAUGGCAUAGAUAAUGAAUUUUAUAAUGCCGGUUCCGCUUUGAAUGAAUGCCGUUACGUUGAUGGUUUAAAAUUUUUGGCCAGCCUCAAUUUUCCAUCAAUUAUUAAAACGUUGGACGUUUUCGGAGCUAAAGAAAAACACAUCAGCACUCUGCGAAAAUUCCUGGGGAAAACCAUAGAAGCGAGAACCAAUAAAAAAAGUGAUCGAAAUAACUUGAUUGAUCUACUGAUUCAAGCUCGAAAUGGAAAAUUAGAAUGUAAUAAUUCAGAUGAUAAAAUAGACAUUGGAUUUGCGACAACGGUAGAACUCACUACUUCAAAGCCCAAAGAUGAAAUUCAAGAAUGCACCGAUGACGAUAUAGCUUUACAAUGUGUGGCUUUCUACCUCAGUACUUUGAGUUCAGUAUCACAAAUUGCCUGUUUUAUGUUUCAUGAGUUGGCUUUAAAUCCAGACAUUCAAGAUAAACUAUAUGCGGAAAUAAAUAGUGUAAAAAAUGAUUUGAACGGUUCAUCAAUAACAUAUGAGAUAAUCCCAAAGAUGAAGUAUCUUGAUAUGGUUUUAUGUGAAACUUUGCGUCGUUGGUGUCCGAUUCCAUUUUUAGAGCGCACUUGCAUUUCUCCAUAUGUUUUGGAAACCAACGGUGAAAAAUGCAUAGAACUUCAAAUCGAUAAUGGUAUUUUUAUACCUACAUAUGGAUUACAAAUGGAUGAGAAGUACUUCCCGAAACCAAUGAAAUUCAAUCCAGAGCGCUUCAGUGAAGAAAAUAAAGGAUCAAUUCAAACUGGCACAUAUUUACCGUUUGGAAUCGGCACACGAAACUCUAUCGGAUCACGGUUUAUGAUAAUAACAAUCAAAACAUUAGUAUUCCAUUUACUAUCCGAAUUUUACGUUGACAAGAGCUACAAGACACCGGAUCCGCUCAAAUUGAAGGCACUUCCAUUGCUAAUGGACGCCGAGAAGGGAUUUUUCAUUGAAUUACGACGUCGAAAUCCUGAUCGAACGCCGUACGAAAGUCAAGUGUUCACAUAGACAUUGAUAUAAUAAUAUUUUCUUUAAAACAAAAUCUUUGAUUUAGUUUUGAAUUUUUGUGCCAUAACAAUUCGUGCUGUGUAUUUGAAAAUAAUAAUGAAAUCAU
Messenger RNA from Contarinia nasturtii (swede midge), 1778 nucleotides. Its product is annotated as probable cytochrome P450 9f2. NCBI's taxonomy places the organism in Eukaryota, Metazoa, Arthropoda, Insecta, Diptera, Cecidomyiidae. The record is from RefSeq and is a predicted model, not a curated record. The coding region runs from base 20 to 1672 and encodes 550 amino acids. Gene Ontology annotation, molecular function: monooxygenase activity; oxidoreductase activity, acting on paired donors, with incorporation or reduction of molecular oxygen; iron ion binding. The transcript is spliced from 3 exons.